This is a messenger RNA of Leptopilina boulardi, 1609 nucleotides long. RefSeq names its product pancreas transcription factor 1 subunit alpha-like (gene Fer1). Gene Ontology annotation, molecular function: RNA polymerase II transcription regulatory region sequence-specific DNA binding; DNA-binding transcription factor activity, RNA polymerase II-specific; protein dimerization activity. NCBI's taxonomy places the organism in Eukaryota, Metazoa, Arthropoda, Insecta, Hymenoptera, Figitidae. The record is from RefSeq and is a predicted model, not a curated record. Gene Ontology annotation, biological process: developmental process; regulation of transcription by RNA polymerase II. Bases 813 to 1553 code for a protein of 246 amino acids. The transcript is spliced from 3 exons.
UAAUUCUAGAUUGUGUUUCAGUAUAUAGUUAAACCACCUGAGUAAUCAUAACUUUUUGAAACGGGUGCGUGAGGGGAGAUAUAAUUAGUUUUGGAUAUGUAACGAUACUUCCGGUGCUAAUGGAAUCGCCCUAUAUCAGUUGGAUAGUGAAAUAAUAGUGUAACCAUUGUGCGCGGCGAAAAAAAAAAAAACGAUGAAGAAAGAAGAAUAUUUUUAACUAAAAUUAAUAUUCAUAGUGAACAGUGCAAUAACUUCAAUAUUUUAAUGUAAAAAAAAAAAUGUGAGUAACGAUAUCAACAAGAAAAAAAUGAUUUUCUAACAGUAUUUUAUUUCAACAAUCAAUGAAGAAAGAAGAAAUUAAGUGCCAUGAUGAUAAAUUUUCAAGUGUUGAUUUAAAUCAUUGCCAACACGUGUACAGCACACGUCGUUAUUUACUGGAAUUUUUCGGCACACGUUUUGACACGUGUCGAUUAAAAUCGCAUUUAACAGAACGUGCUUAAAUGCCAUUUGAAUUCUUCUACAAAAAACGAUUACAAAUGUCUAUACACUAAACAUAAAGCAAUAAAAAAAAAUCUUGGAACAAAUUUUUGUUGAAUACAAAAAAAAAAAAAAAAUGUGACAAGUGUGCAAAAAUUACAUUCAAUUUUAUCUAGUCAGAAAAUCUAGUCAUGUAUAGAAUAAUAUAUUUAUCUAGUCAAAAUAUUAAUUAAAAAUAAUAUAACAAUAUGCUAAGUCAUAUUUUGUGGCGAAUGUCUUUAUUUACGUUAAAAAUUUUUUUUUUUAAAUGAAAUAAUCGACAAUUAAUUUGAAUAAUGAAAAUGUAUUCGGUGGAUAAUUUGGAAUUGGAUAUGAUAAAUCGACAAUAUUUUUAUGAAGCCCAUAGUUUUUUGGGAAAUACAGGAAUUCCAGGAUUAUCACAACAUUAUAAUGCUAAUAAUAUGACAACUCUUCCUACAAUAUCGGCGCAAAUAUCAUCCUAUCCAUCAGGAAGUACAGGAAGUUCAAGUGGUAGCGAUCUUUAUUUCUAUGAUGAAAACAGUAGUGAUAAUGAAAGUGUUUACAGCAGUGAUCAAGAAAAUCGAUCAAGAGAACAAACACGUCUUAUUCGACGAAAUUCUGGUUCUGCAAAAUGUUCUCGACAAAUUAUUCAACAAAGACAAGCCGCUAACCUGAGAGAAAGGAGACGCAUGCAAAGCAUAAAUGAUGCUUUUGAAGGAUUACGGGCCCACAUACCCACAUUACCAUAUGAAAAAAGACUUUCCAAAGUGGACACAUUAAAACUUGCAAUUGGAUAUAUUAAUUUUUUAAACGAACUUGUUAGAGCAGACAAAGGAAAUGAACAGAUAAAUGGCAAUAAUAGUCUAUCAGGACGAUGUUCAAUAAGAGACGAUGCUAAAAAAAUUAUAAUUCGAGGUAGUGGUGUCAACUCUUUUAUUUCUCACUCACUUUCUUGGUCUCGUAAAUCGGAAACUUCUUCCAAUGGGACUAUGUUUGCUAAAGUAUGGACGCCAGAAGACCCAAGAAUGACAAAAUAUGAUGUAAAUUACGAGUAACAAAAUGUGAUCAAUAAUAAAGAUAAUAAAAUAAAUUUUUAAUUAUGCCACCAAAA